GGGAGUUUGAAAAACAUAAACAUCAUUUUUCACCACACGAACAUCUGCAGAAAUGUUGGCCAAGGCCCCAAAACUGAAGAAUACCAUCAAAUCAAAAAUGAAAAGCAACGUUAAUGUGAGGCCGGCGUCAGAGGCGAUGAUUGAACUACUGACGCUGCUUUUCCUGAGCAGUCUGGCUGAGGAGGCGAAGGCCAAAGCUUUUGAGGAGAAAUCUGCAACCAUCAGAGCUCACCACGUCAAAUCAGUCUCCAAGAAAUUGCUGAAAAAAGCUAGAGGAUGAAAACCGUGGAGUGUCAUCGUUGUAUUUAUGAUCAUCUUACGAACGUAAUUGGGACGGCAGCAAGCUUUUGUUCUUCUAAAUUUUUUAUAUUUUUAUUGUAUUGCCUCCUAUUUAUGUUCCUGUGUUUAAACCUUUGUUGUAUUUAAGUUCUUGUGAAUCUAUUUUCCAACACCAAAUUUGUGUUUUUAAUGUCUUGUAUAAUUAUUUU
Scomber scombrus (Atlantic mackerel) is the source of this 488-nucleotide messenger RNA. It is a transcript of the gene cenpw, whose product is annotated as centromere protein W. Gene Ontology annotation, cellular component: kinetochore; nucleoplasm. Gene Ontology annotation, biological process: mitotic cell cycle; chromosome segregation; kinetochore assembly. Bases 53 to 280 code for a protein of 75 amino acids. Gene Ontology annotation, molecular function: protein heterodimerization activity; DNA binding. The transcript is spliced from 3 exons. NCBI's taxonomy places the organism in Eukaryota, Metazoa, Chordata, Actinopteri, Scombriformes, Scombridae. The record is from RefSeq and is a predicted model, not a curated record.